Ictidomys tridecemlineatus (thirteen-lined ground squirrel) is the source of this 4376-nucleotide messenger RNA. RefSeq names its product F-box and leucine rich repeat protein 2 (gene Fbxl2). Gene Ontology annotation, cellular component: cytoplasm; SCF ubiquitin ligase complex. Lineage: Eukaryota; Metazoa; Chordata; Mammalia; Rodentia; Sciuridae. Gene Ontology annotation, molecular function: protein binding. Gene Ontology annotation, biological process: SCF-dependent proteasomal ubiquitin-dependent protein catabolic process. The record is from RefSeq and is a predicted model, not a curated record.
UGUGACUCCGGGCUGUGGGCGCGCUCGCGGUCGUUCGGCCAUGGUUUUCUCAAAUAGUGAUGAAGGCCUUAUUAACAAAAAGUUGCCCAAAGAACUUCUCUUAAGAAUGCUGUUCAGCUUGUUGUUAAAUUUUACUUGGUCUAAUCCAGAAUGUACUAGAGUAUGUACAUAGCAUUGGUCUGGAUUCUUUUUGUAAUGUGAAUAUUUUCCUUCUUGGACAUAGUAACUUUGUGCCGAUGUGCACAGAUUUCCAAGGCUUGGAACAUCUUAGCCCUGGAUGGAAGCAACUGGCAAAGAAUAGAUCUUUUUAACUUUCAAACAGACGUAGAGCAUUUAGAAGAGAGAGACAGAAAAACAAAACUUGGAAGAUAUGUGCAUACAUGAAGACCAAAAUUCCACUGUGUUUUACUUUUGUUCUUUAUCAGUAACAGAUUGCUUUUCCCCCUGAAUCAUGUUUAUAAUCUAUUACUCUCAGCUUUUUAAAGUGCCACGCCUGCAUCCUUAACACCUGGUUUAGUGCUUUAACCUUAGGAAGCUUCAUCUGAAAGAUCUACUGGGAAUAGUAAUUCAGCAUUAAGAAUGGAGAAAGGGCAGGAACAAAAGCCAGAGAGUGAGGCUGACUUCUGAAGUGUCCCUUCAGCUCUGGCACUUAGUCAUAUAAUCUCAGUGCCUCUGUUUUAUUAUCUGUAAGAUAAAUAAGUAAUUUUAAAGCUUUUUGUAAUGCCAGGGUGGGGUAUGGCUCAGUGGUAGAGUACUUGCCUAAAACAAGGCCCUAGGUGUAGGCCCCAGCACUGGCUGGGGGCUGGGGGAGUGUGUGUUUGUAUAGCAUACAUAAAUACAUACACUGAAUAUAUUACAUGUGUGUGUAAUAUACAUAUAUAAAUAUAAAUAAAAUUCCAGAUUCUACAUAUUUAUGUGGAAAUCCAAAAAAAUCUCUAUUUAAGGGUAUUAAACCUGAUUACAUGAGGAAAUCAUUUUAAAGUAAUUUUAAUUUAAAAUAUCAAAUUUCUAACCAAAUAGUAGGGGGGGUGGAUUAAUACAGAGCAUUGCACAAAGUAAUUAUCUUGGGUGCUGGUCUGAGAGUCUUAAGAUACUUAAUUUUAUUGUCUACUUAAUGUUAGUAAAACCUUACUUAUUUUCAUUUUAAACAAUUCAGUAACAAUAGUGGAAUUGCAUCUUAAAUUACUUCACUCAUGUUAAAGGUUCUCAGAGUGUCUUACCAAGGUGUUUGUGCUUUAAUGGGGUCGAGUGGUAGAAAAUAUCUCGAAGCGAUGUGGUGGAUUCCUGAGGAAGCUCAGCUUACGAGGCUGCAUUGGUGUUGGGGAUUCCUCUUUGAAGACCUUUGCACAGAACUGCCGAAACAUUGAACAUUUAAACCUCAAUGGGUGCACAAAAAUCACUGACAGUGCAUCUGCUCUUUUCCAGCACGUGUUACAGCCUUAGCAGAUUCUGUUCCAAGCUGAAACACCUGGACCUGACCUCCUGUGUGUCUAUUACAAACAGCUCCUUAAAGGGCAUCAGUGAGGGCUGCCGAAAUCUGGAGUAUCUGAACCUCUCUUGGUGUGAUCAGAUCACAAAGGAUGGCAUCGAGGCGCUGGUACGGGGUUGUCAAGGCCUAAAAGCCCUGCUCCUGAGGGGCUGCACACAGUUAGAAGAUGAAGCUCUGAAGCACAUUCAGAAUUAUUGCCAUGAGCUUGUGAGCCUCAACUUACAGUCCUGCUCACGCAUCACGGAUGAAGGCGUGGUGCAGAUAUGCAGGGGCUGCCACCGGCUGCAGGCCCUCUGCCUUUCGGGUUGCAGCAACCUGACCGAUGCGUCUCUUACAGCCCUGGGUCUGAACUGCCCGAGACUGCAAAUUUUGGAGGCUGCCCGAUGCUCCCAUUUGACUGAUGCAGGCUUUACACUUUUAGCUCGGAAUUGCCAUGACCUGGAGAAGAUGGAUCUGGAAGAAUGCAUCCUGAUAACCGACAGCACGCUCAUCCAGCUCUCCAUUCACUGUCCUAAGCUACAAGCCCUGAGCCUUUCUCACUGUGAGCUCAUCACGGAUGAUGGGAUACUGCACCUGAGCAACAGCACCUGUGGCCAUGAGAGGCUGCGGGUACUAGAAUUGGACAACUGUCUUCUCAUCACUGACGUGGCUCUGGAACAUCUAGAAAACUGCCGUGGCCUGGAGCGCCUUGAGCUGUAUGACUGCCAGCAGGUCACUCGAGCAGGCAUCAAGCGGAUGCGGGCUCAGCUCCCUCAUGUCAAAGUCCAUGCCUACUUUGCUCCUGUCACCCCACCAACAGCAGUGGCAGGAAGUGGACAGCGACUAUGUAGGUGUUGUGUUAUUCUCUGACAGCCCACUGCUCAGGCCCAAGGGGUGAUGAGGUGUCUCUUCUUGUAGAGAAGACCAGUCUUCAUGAUUACUCCAUCAUUACUCAAAUCUCUUGCUUCUCCACUGGGAAAGGCAUUUACAGGUAAAAGCCUUCAGUAUGGAUUGGAGUAACUCUGGUGAUAGUGUUUCACCUUUAUUUUGCUGUGAUGCAAUCAAAACUUUGUGUCCAUUAACACGUGGCAAGAGUGGUCUUAAUGCAGCCAAGAUCACACAAGAAACCUGGAUCCCUUAUGAGGUGGGUACCAAUCUCUGUACAAAAGUCCUACCCUUGGCUUUAUCAGCAUUCCUCAAACAGACCAUCAGUGUUAGCACAAACUGAGCAGAAAAAUAUAACCUGUUGAUUUUCUACCUGAUCCUUAAGCCAGUGGCCUACUUUAAUCCACAGUAAUUGCAUUUUGAUUAGCUGGACUUUUCACUUUGAAGAUUAAAUAGCAAUUUUAUCAAAGUGACUGUAAUGCAAAUUCACAAUACCCAAAUAGUUUUAUAUGUAGAAACUUAUGUGGAAGGCAUGAUAAUAGGUUUCCAUGAGACACCAAAGAAAUGAGGACUCUAAACUGGGUGAAGCAGGGUCUUCACCUUUGUUAUCAGCCUGUCAUAUCCACCUCCAGGAACCAAAACAAAACAAAAGCAACUCAGUUUUUUGUUGCCUGAUUAGAAAUUACAAGCUCUGGCAUAUGCUACAGCACAUAAUGCAUUUUUAUUAUAGGGAAUAAAGCUAAUUAUUCCAUACUUCUCACCAAAUAUGGGGGAUCUAAAGAAACAGGAAUUAUUAAGUUAUCUCUAGUAUACAAUUAAAAACAAUGAAUGGAUGCAUGUAGAAUGGAUGUGAUUUUUUUUUAUUUUUAAAUUUUAGAAAUCAGGUUACACCAAAACUAUUCAAAAAUUUUACACACUUAAAACUCAGAAAAGUGUUGGCACCUUUUGGACUCACAAUAUAAAAAUGAAUAAACCAUUGCAAUACUUAAUUCAGAGGGUUUUAUUGCUAUUUUCUGGCACAUAAAUCUGAGUAAAACCGUUUUCCAAAUUCAGACCUCCUAAUGUUACCUGAAAUAAGAUAUGAUGCUAUAUGAGUCCUGCUCUGCACUGUCCACAUUUGUGAUCUUUAUUGAAGAUUAGGAACCCAUUACCACCUUCACUGUGAACUCAAGUGUUAAUGGCAGCUGAUCCUUGCAACCACUUCUUAGAACUCAUGAGAAAUAAAAACAAAAAUGCUUUCUAUGCUUUUAUAGACAAUGAUAAAAGCAUUUUUAAGGGGAAAAAUGCCUCAGCUGCAUUCAAAGAUGGCAGAUAAACAUAUACCCCCCAUAAAUUGACUUAGCAAGAUUGAGUAAGCAUUAAAGUACUGAGUAUUUUAUUGCUUUUUGAUAAACUCCAGUAUUUCCUAGUUAUAUGAAUGCCACAGCAGUGGCACUGUUAGGGAUGGAGGACAUAACUGAUGAAGCCAUUUAAGUGAACAAAUGAGCAUGUAACAAACUUGUUAAAAUGAUUAGUUUGUAUUAAAUGUAAUUGGUAGAGUGCUUUACCUGGCCACGUGUGAGGCCCUGAAUUUAAUCCCCAGCACUGGAGAAGAUUUUUUUUUUCUAAUGACCAGAGACUGCCAUACAUUCUCUCGAGUUAGGAUACAACCUCUCACUGCUAUUGGACUUGAUGCUAAACGAUCCAUGACCUCAUUUAUAAAAAUAGAGGGUUACCUCAAGUGAGAAAACCAGGUUUGCUUCCUCUGUAAAGAACAGUUUGUAGAAUAACCUGUCCUUAGUUUUGAGGGGAAAAAACCUACAAGAGCUUAGCCUCUUACAAUAUUUGUUCUGAGGUAUGUUCAGGACAGUGGCUCCCUUGGUUCUAUGACUCUACUUGAGAUGAAACUAGCAAGGUGAAAGUCAACUUGAAGUGAAACUAGCAAGAACUGACAUUUUAAAUGAGACACGUUUGCAAAACAAUCGGAAAACAUUUAUUGUACUGAAAUGUGUACAUCCUACUAUUAAAAAAACAAAGUAGCAAA